CGUGGUGUGCAGCUUUGUGCGCAUGUUCUGCUGUUAGGAUGGUGUCGCUGUGCAGCUCCUCAUCAUUGCAUGGUUCAUGUCCAGCUGGAAGAGGCUCUGUACAAUAACAGCCAUCAGAAAUCGGGAAUAUCGACAAAUCAGGAGACAUCAUGAGCAAAGUACAGGGAGGGAUGAAAUGCGUGAAAUAUCUGCUGUUCAUCUUCAACUUCAUCUUCUGGCUGUCGGGCCUGCUGGUGCUGGCGGUGGGACUCUGGCUCAGGUUUGACCCCAACACAGUGGAGCUGCUGACGGGGGACGGAGCCCCUGACACCUUCUUCAUAGCCGUGUACAUCCUUCUUGGUGCAGGAGGCCUGAUGAUGAUCGUCGGGUUCUUCGGUUGUUUUGGGGCUGUACGCGAGUCGCAGUGUCUUCUUGCAUCGUUCUUCGCUUGCCUUCUGAUAAUCUUCGCAGCAGAGAUUGCCGCUGGUGUGUUUGGAUUCAUAAACAAGAAACAGAUUGUUGAGGAAGUCCAAAAGUUUUACAGCAGCUCCAUUGCUGACGUCUCCAAUCCGAAUGACACAGCAAUCGCAGUCAUUUACCACCAAACUCUGAACUGUUGUGGAGGCUCCACAUCAGACACGUCCACCACACUGUGUGCAGAGGCCGAGGAGAACACCCAGGAUUGUCUCACUGCAAUAUCAGACUUCUUCGAUGAAAAGCUGCACACUAUUGGCUACAUAGGGAUUGGGAUAGCAGGAGUAAUGGUCAUAGGGAUGAUCUUCAGCAUGGUCCUGUGUUGUGCCAUCAGGAACAACAGGGAGGUUAUUUAGAAGUGGAGUCCCACCCAACCAGCGAGCCCACUACACCCUCAAUGACCCCUUUAUCAUUAAGACAACUGAAUAAAGAUGGAAAACCCCAAAGUUACAUUUUAUGUCAUUUCUCUAGUCCAUAAGAAUCUGGUGGGGGAGUUCAGGGAAUAUCACAAAGAGAGAAUUCAAUACAUCCCAGUUGUCCACGGGCCAAAAUGCAACACGAUACGCUGGAUCCUAAUCUGCACACCUCAACUCCACCAGCACUGAGUGAAAAUGAUUUUUUCCCCUGUACUGUAAACCAAGCUCUGCUUUUGGCACGACUCUGAGACAUAACUCAGUUUUAACAUCUUUUUGUUACACGACGCACUACACAAAGCCUUUUUAGACACAGGAAUGUUGUGACUGCUGUAAAUAUGGACAGCUAUUUUAUGCAAUUGUUGUUAACAUUAUUUAUUGUGCCCUUUUUAUGUAGCCAAUACUACUCCGUGUGCUUAUAUGUUUUGAGGACUAGCCUACCUUUGCUGAGUAAAGUUCCACCACGUGCCUAUCUUGUCACUACAUUUGCCUAUUUAUUGUGAUUUGAAUAUCUACAUGAGUUCCCUGCCACCACUCUCAAGUAUUUCUACUUUAAAGCACAAAAGAGGAAGUGAAAAUGUGAUAUUAAAAGGGUUAGGGAAGGUCUGAUGAUGAACUGCCUUUCUGUGAAUCCCCAAACGUAUCCAAAAGGUCCCGAGUAACACAGAGUCGUGAGCUCCUCUCGAGCACGUGUGAACUGUAACAGUGAGAUAGUUUGCAUUUUGUGUGAAUUAUUUUGGAUGUACAUUUUGUUGGUGUGCCAAUAAGAUGUGAAUUAUAGAAUAAUAUAGUUUAUGCCAUAUUGUUAACCGUAAUAAAUAGAAAUAAAUAUUGGGUGCUUUUAAAAAA
Molecule: messenger RNA, 1715 nt
Organism: Gymnodraco acuticeps
Lineage: Eukaryota; Metazoa; Chordata; Actinopteri; Perciformes; Bathydraconidae
Gene: tspan2a
Product: tetraspanin 2a
Exons: 8
Coding region: 150-809 (219 amino acids)
Cellular component (GO): membrane
Source: RefSeq, a predicted model, not a curated record